UAACACCAUCCACCGACCCACAGAAGUUCAGGAAAAACCACGUGGAGCUCGAAGCUCAUGGCAGCUGCGCACAUUACGCGGCGCGCUCGUGCACGGGUUUAUCGCGCGUGUCAAUCAGUUAUAUGUUUGGGUUAAAUAUCGACAAUGUUUGCAUUGUCCACAGAGCCCGUUUGAUGCGAUCCCGUGGCCGUUGCCGUCCGCAAGGUGAGUAGUAGGUGAGAGGUGAGUCCGAUUUAACGUCGUGGGGGCGUGCCGUGACGUCAAGACGAAUACGAUUGGCGUGCGUACCGGAGGUCUGGCCGUCCGAAAUUACAGCACAGACCAGACUUGACAAACCAGAACCUCAGAGUUUCGCAGGAGACGGUCUUGAGACGCACUGAAUUACGGUGACGCUGUUAACCUUGAGUGACCUUACGCGUGCUGUACGUAAACAUUUGCUCGGUGCAAGCCGUUACGUCAGAUUUAACACCGGUUAUCUGCGUCAGGAGAGCUGAAGGGGGACCGUCGUGUGACGUUGUCCGGCGUGCGCGUCAUCGUGACAUUCGCGUCGACCGAUCCGUAGACCUCGCGUGGACCGACGGACGCAUCUAUCGUGCCGCAGGGGUUCACCAGAAACCUCACACAUGAUGUACACAAUAACCAGAGGUCCCAGCAAACUUGUUACACAACGCAGAACAGGUCCCACGCAACAGAUUGAAAGUAAAGCAAACGACCUGAAACCGAAGCAAAGUCACUGGUUUGCAUCGGAUUCCCCCGCACCCAAGAUUGUAUUUCAUCGACUGAACGGAAAGCGCUACCACAGAUCAACCUCUCCAAAAUCUGACAGCCCAACUGAAGGAUUCACCCCGGCCCACGAGGAGAACGUUCGAUUUGUUUACCAGGCCUGGCAAGAGGUGGAACAGAAACUCGGAGACGGAUCCCAGCCGGAGACCGGGAAAGGUCCAGUGCAGUACGCAGAGAGAAUCCCUAAUCCCGGCAUGAAGAAUUUUGUGCCUAUUGACCUUGAGGAGUGGUGGGCGCAGCGUUUCCUGGCCAACAUUGCCAACCUGUCAUGACAGGUGCAUGAUGGGACAUGAGAUGUCUUGACUAAAGCAGGGUGAGGGAGGGCAGAUGCAGUCUGACUGUCUUGAUGAUCUGAUUUAAGAGAUGUACACUGCACAAGUUCUGCCUCUCCAUUUGAACUCUGGACCCCGACUCUCUCAUUCCCUCACGCACACAGAAGACGAUCAGAGAUUUUACUUCUGCUUUUCUUUCUAUCUUGUGCGCUAAGAUGAGAUGUCUGUUUUUCCUGACAGAUCUUUGCAAAAAAAGUGAUGUUAUAAAACGAACAAAAAAAAUACAGAAUUGUUUUUGAA
Messenger RNA from Paramisgurnus dabryanus, 1355 nucleotides. RefSeq names its product MAPK regulated corepressor interacting protein 2 (gene mcrip2). The record is from RefSeq and is a predicted model, not a curated record. Lineage: Eukaryota; Metazoa; Chordata; Actinopteri; Cypriniformes; Cobitidae.